This is a messenger RNA of Paramacrobiotus metropolitanus, 1858 nucleotides long. Its product is annotated as ras-related protein Rap-2b-like. The transcript has 6 exons. Bases 711 to 1616 code for a protein of 301 amino acids. NCBI's taxonomy places the organism in Eukaryota, Metazoa, Tardigrada, Eutardigrada, Parachela, Macrobiotidae. The record is from RefSeq and is a predicted model, not a curated record. Gene Ontology annotation, molecular function: GTP binding; GTPase activity.
CGGUUAGAUGUUUCCGCAUUUCUAACGCUUUUAUGACUAUAUAGAUAUUCGAAAAACACACUAGUCAAUAGCCACAAUAUUAAUUUCCCCCGCCUUGGUCAGGCUGAGUCGGUCCACUCAAAAAUUUUGUUUUCUGAAAUUGCAUGAUAAAUAUUCUGGUGUUGGGAAAGUGUUACCAGGAUAAACUACUUCCAGUUAAAUUAUAUUUCAAUAAAUGGUCUUCGAAAUGCAAGUGAUGAGUGCUGACUUCCGUCAAUUACCGUUGCUUCGAAGGGCUGAUUAUGCAGCCGAUGAAUUAGAUAGUAUCUGUGUUAACUGCUGGUCGACGCUAUAUAUAUAUGUUAGUAGUGUCUACCAGCGUCGGCGUUUUUGUUAUGUGGACAGUGGACGGGAUAAUGCUAAAUAAACUGAACGAUACUACAAGCACUUCGCCGCUUGUUGGUUUGCGACAACAUUAUUAGGACAUCAUUGAUUUAAAUCAGGAAAGUAUAUGAGUUUUAAAAAUAGCGAAACUGUUUACACGGAAAUUUACCAGAAAUCUCCUAAUGUACAUUUACUUUUUCAUUGUGCUCCAAAGAAGCAAACAACGUGGCUUGGACGAUGUCGCAUACAUCUGCACAACAAGCAAAAAUUUCCUGCCUGGAAGUUUACAAAUUUUGAAGUAGGAUGUGGUAUUUAGUGGGUUAUCACACCGUGGGUCAUCGUCGGACAUGAACACUACGAAAUGCUGGAGCGCGCCGGGUGAUAAAACGGUGUUAGAUUACACCUCCUUGCGGAAGCUAUCAAUAGGUAUGAAAUCGCCGCUGCCAAUUUUUCGCGUAUUAAUACUGGGAGCAUCGUCCGUGGGCAAAACAGCUUUGAUUGUACGAUUUGCAACCCGUCGUUUUAUUGGCGAUUACGAUUCCACUUCAGAGCGAAUAUACCAAUGCCAAAGAAGUUUGCUGGACUCUCAGCAUGUUAACUUUAUUGUUUUGGACCCUAUUAGCAACGAGUUCAAAGCCGAAAAUGAAUUUCGAGACCAGAUUUUAUGGGCCGAUGCAUAUUUGCUUUUGUACUCAGUAACCGAUCAAAGCAGUCUAGACGAAGUAGAUCGUAUGCGGUUCCUGAUUAACUACACGAAAAGGUCGCGAUAUCGAGAAAAGAAUUUGUUCUCCAGUGCCGGAGAAAGUGUGGCAUUUUUAGUUGGUAACAAGGAUGAUGUCUUUGGUGAACGUAUGAUUUCCUACGAAAUGGGUCUGGCACGGUCUCGGGAACUGAACUGCUCUGCAUUCUUUGAGAUAUCCGUUAGGGAGUCGGUGGAUGCCCCAGCCAAAAUCUUCCGUGACCUUUACGAGACAUGGAAUCAAACCCAGCAGUAUUACUCACUCCGUCCGCAGGUGUUAGCGCAGGAUGCCUCCUCAAAGUUGCAGCUGCGUUCGCGACUGCAAAAUAAUCGUUCCAUUUCGCUGCAACAGUCGAUCUCUCCAACUUCGAGUGGUCGUUCCUCAUCCGAAGGGGAAAUUUCCCCACGACUCAAGCGCAAAUUAUUGCCGCACAUAAGAGCAAAGCAGUUUUUAAUCGGUCUUUCUCAGCAAAAUUUAGAAGAGUAUGGCGAUUCAAAUGCGGAACUGAAAUAAGUACGCACCGGGCACCUGCAGUCGUUCGGAUCUGGGAAUAUUGUUCUGGAGCGUCAAAUUAAAAAAACCGUUCCCGAUAAUAAUAACAAAUAAACCUGCCAAUUUUUAUAAGGUCUGUUUUGUUAACUGUAUAAUCAAAAAUUUUAAUGCCUUUUUUACAACACAAAAAUGGCCUUACCUUGGAAGAAAUCUAAAUACUAUUUGAUUGUCAGUUGAUGUAAUAUAUAGAUCCUUCAAUAAAU